Molecule: messenger RNA, 7141 nt
Organism: Podarcis lilfordi (Lilford's wall lizard)
Lineage: Eukaryota; Metazoa; Chordata; Lepidosauria; Squamata; Lacertidae
Source: the annotation of a GenBank genome assembly
UGGUGGAGUCCAGUGGAUGGGGGGUGAUAAAAGCCGGGGGACGGAGGGACUGGGCAGCUGAGUGCCAGGCAACCUCAAGCGUCGAGAUGAUGUGGAGACUCCACCAGCCUCUUCUCCUGCUCCUGUCCUUCUCGUUGGCCCAAACAGGUGAGUGCAACCCCCACCCCACCCCCGCUUAUGAGCUCCUUUCGAGCACCUUUGGGGCCAAGCCCACCUCAUUCCGUCUGGUGCUUAGGUCACCAAGGCAGCAGCACCAGAGGCAGGUGACAGCAGCGAGGGCAGAAACUGAGCUCACCUGUCUUGGCUCCUGGAGACGUCUGACCCAGAGUCCUGCUCUUGGUCUCUAAUGAAUCCACCCUCUCACUUACCCAGGCUUCAUCCCAAGCCCACUGGCUUUACAGCGCCCCUCCCUCCCCCCACAAAAAGAGUAGACAAAUGACGCUUGGUUCACCAGCUAACCAGGAUUCCCACCCAUCUCCCUGUCGGUCUUCCAGACUUUGUUCCAAGCUCCUGGCUUCACAGGGCAUCCAAAACAAAAGGGACAGACAAAUGAAUAGAGAUAUGUCAAUGGCUCGUUAAGAGGGGGAAAUGGAGCCUCCCUCUUCAGGACCAGAAUACCUGAUGAAACCCAAACCUGGGGGCGAACAAUAGGGGAAGACCGCGGGCAAUGCUCAUGACUUUGAGAUUAAGAGUCUGAGCCAGGAGGGUGAGGGAACAGAGAGGUGCAGUCAGUGCAGACAAUACAGGCAGCUUCCCAUGUUCCUAUUUAUUUCCCCUUCAUCGACUUCCUCACUGGCAACACAGAUUGUAAUUGACUGUAAGCCCGAUGGGACGGUGGCCUUUUGCUGCCCCCCUGACUCUGCAUAUGUGGGUGACACCCUAGAACUUCCAGGAAGGAGCUGCAGGAGCUGAUUUCUGCAAUACGAUUCUUGCAGAUCCAUUGCGGAGUCAGAUUGUUGGGGGGCACGAAGCCAAGCCCCACUCCAGACCCUACAUGGCUGCCUUGAAGAGCAUCACAGGCAAUUUCACCUGUGGCGGAUUCCUCGUGACGCCCCAGUGGGUCAUGACAGCUGCACACUGCAAAAAAUACGGGUAAGUAUCACAAAUCCCUCCCUGGUUUUUAGGAGGGGUGAUGAACAUUAUAGAAUUGUAGAGCUGUAGCCCAACCCCCUGCAAUGCAGGAAUCUUCUGCAAAACAUGAGAUCGAGAGUCUCAUGCUCCAUCUACUGAGCCAUCCCAGCCCAGUUGAGUCCAGGGUAAAGGUGGAAGGGCCAAUGUGUGGAGUCUGGUCUUUUGCCCAGGGGCUGGGAGGGGACUGAUCAUAGAAUCAUAGAAUCAUAGAGCUGGAAGAGACCACAAGGGCCAUCAAGUCCAACCCCCUGCCAAGCAGGAAACACCAUCAGAGCACUCCUGACAUAUGGUUGUCAAGCCUCUGCUUAAAGACCUCCAAAGAAGGAGACUCCACCACACUCCUUGGCAGCAAAUUCCACUGUCAAACAGCUCUUACUGUCAGGAAGUUCUUCCUAAUGUUUAGGUGGAAUCUUCUUUCUUGUAGUUUGGAUCCAUUGCUCCGUGUCCGCUUCUCUGGAGCAGCAGAAAACAACCUUUCUCCCUCCUCUAUGUGACAUCCUUUGAUAUAUUUGAACAUGGCUAUCAUAUCACCCCUUAACCUCCUCUUCUCCAGGCUAAACAUGCCCAGCUCCCUUAGCCGUUCCUCAUAAGGCAUCGUUUCCAGGCCUUUGACCAUUUUGGUUGCCCUCCUCUGCACACGUUCCAGUUUGUCAAUGUCCUUCUUGAACUGUGGUGCCCAGAACUGGACACAGUACUCCAGGUGAGGUCUGACCAGAGCAGAAUACAGUGGCACUAUUACUUCCCUUGAUCUAGAUGCUAUACUCCUAUUGAUGCAGCCCAGAAUUGCAUUGGCUUUUUAGCUGCCGCGUCACACUGUUGGCUCAUGUCAAGUUUGUGGUCAACCAAGACUCCUAGAUCCUUUUCACAUGUACUGCUCUCAAGCCAGGUGUCACCCAUCUUGUAUAUGUGCCUCUCGUUUUUUUGCCCAAGUGCAAUACUUUACAUUUCUCCCUGUUAAAAUUCAUCUUGUUUGUUUUUGCCCAGUUCUCUAAUCUGUCAAGGUCGUUUUGAAGUGUGAUCCUGUCCUCCUGGGACAGGAUCCUGAUGCCUGGGAGCUCUGAUCCUGACGGAUGCAACCCUAACUGACGCUUGGUUCCCAGUAUUUCUAGAGUCGUCUUGGGUGCACAUGAUAUCUACGCUUCAGAGGACUCCCAGCAAGAGAUCAGAGUUGCAGCUUCCCACCCACAUCCAGAAUAUAAUGAGGUCACGUACUCAAACGACAUCCUUCUGCUUAAGGUAGCUUGGUCCAAGAAAUCUCUCACUCUAUCAGCUCCCAGAGGUCAGUGAUCCUUAAGGCAGAAGCAGCCAAAUGGUUCCUUCCAUCCCAUACGCGCACCAUAAUAAGCUAGAAAAUGGACAGUUUACUCAGGACAAAAUCCUGUCCCCAGAUACCCUGAAAUUUAUCUGCUUUUUAGAAGAUGGUUUUUAGUUGUUUUUAGGAUUUUUAAUUGUAUUGUUUUAGUACUGACAAAUUUGCUGCCCCAGGCUCCUCGGGAGAAAGGUGUAGGUUACAAAUUGAAUUAAUUACCAUUACAUCACGGGGAACCUAAAACCCACCAGGAGCGAUACCUGAAUGCCUUCCUCAUGCGCGGCACCAGAAAGAUUUUGAGUGUCACAUGGCAGGACAAAGAAAGAUGUGCUCUCCCAGGCACACAUUCCCAGCAUGUUUGCACUCCUCCUUCAGCGACAUCUAUGCUGGCUUGGUCAUGUCCAUGUGACAUGAAGGGUGGCACCAUCAACCCCGCCAUGUGGAAAUCCCUUGCAGACGGCCGCAGUGCCUGGAGACAGACCACCAGGUGGUGCAUCCCUAGCAGUGACCAGAGGAGGAAUGACCGCUGGGAGGAGCGCAGAGAGAAGAAACGCCCUGGCGCAUCUGCAGCAGCACAACCAGACGCCUUCAUCUGCCCCGGCUGCAAUGAAACAUGUCUUUCCUGCAUCCGUCUCUACAGCCGCAGCAGGCGCUGCAACCUCCCAACGAGGCUCACUCCAUUGUCUUUCGAGACAGACAGAGGCCAACAACUUGCUUACUUAAUUAACCCAGAGGCAGGCGCUCUGAGGCUAAGCAGCUUCAAAAUUUAGAGAGGACAGUUUCAGAGAAUGAUUUCAUGGAGGGCAGCAGUGAAAUCUUCCAGACCUUGUAACCAUUAGCAGCAACAGUGAAGGCUCUUUUGCUCUUGCUACUUAUUAAUGUUAUUCAACAUAGCAUUCAGAGAUUGCUCCGUCAACGCAAGGUGUUCUGCUGGCCUGAUGGAACAAUCUCCCCUCUUUUCUACCCAUGCAUUAUUCUCAGGGUUUUUAUGGCACCCCCAAAACUAAAUUACGGGUGCGGGGGGGGGGGGGGCUCCAUUGCAUUAACAGGACUCGUUGCACUGACUCCUGCUAGGGCAACCAUUUAGUUUUCUCCAAGCUGUUAAUCACUAAUAUUAUUAUUAGAGUCAUAUUCUAGAGGCACAGGGGUUUUUUUUUAAUCAGACUCCCUCAAGGGCUUCUUGUCGCAAUGCUAAGGUGCUCAUCUCUUCCUCAUCUCCCUCUCCUUUCCCCAGCUGGAUUCCGAGGCUGCUCUGAAUAAAGAGGUCGCUCUCCUGCCCUUGCCAGAAUCCAGCAGCGACAUCCCCGGUGGGAUGCCCUGCAGCGUGGCAGGCUGGGGCAAGAUUGAAGACGGCCAAUACCCAGGGAAACUCUAUGAGGCCACCGUCACCCUCUAUGACCGUAAGAAGUGCCAGGAGUUCAUGCCAGAUAUGGAUGAUGGAAUGAUCUGCGCGGGUGACCACAGGCAACCUCAGGAUGCCUCCCAGGUGAGGAUUGGCAGAAACAGCAGGUGAUGGGAUCAGAAGUGGGGAGCCUGGGCAGCUGAGUCAGGCCAUUGGGUCCAUCCUGCUCAGGCUUUCCCAGAUCUAUCAGAAACUGGGAUGGAAAGGGCCCCGAGGGUCAUCUAGUCCAACCCCCUGCAGCGCAAGGAACUCAACCAGAUCCUACAUGGCAGAUGGCCAUCCAGCCAUCUAGGAUUCUAGCCCUCAUGGUUCUGGUUAAGGGGCUGUCUUAAAUAGAAACUGAAAUCGCUCAGUAUUGUCUACUGACUGGCAGGGUUUUCGACUGGAGUGUUUCCUAGUCAUGGCUGGAGAUUCUGGGGAUGGGGCAUGAGACGGGUGGAGAGCCCUGUGCUGGAGCAGAGCAAGGGAAGGGGAUAAUUCUGCAGUCCAGCAAGGUGGACAUGGGCAGACACUUAGACUUGGCCUGACCAGCCCAGUGGCUCUGGAUCCUGUAUGCCAGGCAUGGCCAAACUUGGCUCUCCAGAUGUUUUGGGACUACAAUUCACAUCACCCCUGACCAAUGGCCCUGUUAGCGAGGGAUGAAGGGAGUUGUAGUCCCAAAACAUCUGGAAGGUCACGUUUGGCCAUGCCUGCUGUAUGCCAAUCCACAUAUGAGGUUGUCAAAGGCUGCUGUUCAUUUCUGUGCCGCAAGGGGGCUCAGAAUGUGGAGGUGUUGCGGCUAUUUGGGGUUGUAUCUAAGUCCUGCUCAAAGUAGACCAAUUGAAAUUAAUGUUCAUCAUGUCUAUUGACUUCUAUUGGAGUAGCAACUCUAGGUCUGGUUCACAUUUUAAACGUAAACUGAGCUUUAUUUGCCCUUCCCAAACUCAAACCAGAACCGAAAUUGAGCUACUCUUUGAAGCUUAUUUGAUAGUGGCCCAAAGUACACUUUCAAAGAAUGGUGCACAUUCAGCAGAAACCACCCGUGGGAAUGCAUAUACUUGUAAAAUUAAUGUACAAAAAUGCAUUACAUUAUAGGGAAAUUGUCUACCAAAAAUUUAUCUUAAGAGAAACAUGCGCAAGAAUCCCCACUCAGCUCCCUGGGCGACCUUGGGGGCUUGUCACUAACUCAGCCUGGCCUCCCUCACAAGGGUGCGGGGUUUGUUUGCUUUUUGGAUAACAGGGAGAGGAAAGGAGAAGGCCACCUUGAGCUCCUUGGAGAAGGCGGCCAAUAAAUGCAAUCAAUAUUUAUUUUGGGUAGGCUCAGAGAGACUGCAAAGUGAUCCAGGAAAAGCAGCAAAUCACAUUUUAUACUGGAAUAAUUAGAAAGCAAAGUUGACAGAUCCAACUACCCUCAGCCAGGAAGCCUGGUGGUCUCUGUCCUGGUUCAAGACCCAGAUUCCCCACAGGGUGGAUCCCGAUCUUCCCUCAGAUGUGAUCUCUGCUCUCUCUCCCUCCUGCAGGGGGAUUCGGGUGGCCCCUUGGUGUGUGACGGCGUGGCACAAGGAAUUGUCUCCUUUGGCGACUCUUCCUCUCCUCCAGGAAUUUACACUCGUGUCACCCACUACCUUUCCUGGAUCAAGGAAGUCAUGGAAUUGUGAAGAGAAGAAGCAACAGCAGUGGCAUCAUUGCUUCUUCUUUUUCAAACGCUUCUGCUUCCUGUCUUGCCUGCUAGGCUUGCAUUCUGCAAAGAGACCCCUCAAGGGCUGCAAAGGAAUAUGAUACAUCUACCAGAUGUUUAGUACAGGAUUGUGUUUUCACAAGUGCCUGCAGUGGCUCCCACCCACUUCAAGAAAAUCCCUCAGCCUCCUCCCGUAUUCUUCCCGCCCUUAUUUCCCAUCAUACCUCUUCCGGUGACCUUUGCUGUUCCACUUCUCCCACCCUCAGGUGCCCAGAGGUCUUUCCUCUCCCUUAAAACUAUUCUGCCCCUUCUCCCUCCCUAAUCUGGAAACAUGGGCCUUGUGAUUCUGCUCCCUUCUCCCUCCAGCAGUUUCCUGUAAGUGGCAAUCUUCAUAUCAAGAGCCAUCUUUGCAUUCGGCAGGUCUUGGUACUUGGGCAGAUGGGGAGCCAUUUCUCCCUCUCAGAGCUCCAUAGAUCUCCAGCUCCCUCAAGUGCCUUGUCCCAUUCUCGCUUGCUUCCCCUCGUGCAUGGAUGGGGACCUGUGGCCCACAUAAGGCUGUUGAACUGGAACUCACAUCAUCCCUGGCUUUUGGUCAUGUUGGCUAGGGCUGAUGGGAGGUGGAGUCCAGCAACAUCUGGAAGGCCAAAAGGUUGCCUACGCUUCACCUUAGAUGAUUCCACUCCCUCCCUCCCUACUUUCUCUUCCUUAGGCCUGGAGGUCUGACCCAGAGCCCCAUAAAUCUGCCAUUUGAGCCUUGCACUCCAGGACAGGUUCGUGUUAAGCCACUCAAGGUUGUGAACUGUGGGACUUUGUUGUCUCAUUCAGCUGAGGCGGUGGGGUGUGUCAUUUUAUUUCAGCCCUAGAAGAUUUCCUGGAUGCAUUUGCUCAGCCCCCAAAAGGAUUCACCUCCCACCUCUAGGAUUCCUAGGCACUUUUACAAAAGACCUUGGCACCCACAACAUCUUAAAAUGGGAGUUCACAGUUACCAUUUCACACACCAAGCCACUUAAGGGUACGUGUGAUGGAUUGUAGAAAUUUAAUUCAGCUAAGAUGUAAAUGUAAACUUCUCUGAAUUUUGCCGCAUAGGUCUCCAGCCAAGUAAUUGUGCACAAGUGACGUGUGUCUGUUAAUGCAUGUAAUAGUGAAAACAAACAUACCAAACUGCAUUAUUUUAGGGGGAAUUGCUUUGCCAAUAUGUGCAUAUUUUGCAAAAUUGCAUGUGGAAUAUAUCAUGAGCAACUUGAAUUAAAAUGCUGAACAUUUGCCAUGUCACAUAUUACUGCUUUAUACUGUAUGUGUUGCCUAGAUGGGGCCUCGAUCUGGAUCCAACCCUAUGCUUAUUAACCUUCUUAGAGGUGAUAGGACCCACUUAAACUCUCUGUAGGGAAUGGGGGAAAUUCAGUUUGCUAACCCCACCUACUUCAAGCUUCCCAGAACAAACAAGAAUUAACAAAAUUGUCCAUCUCUACUGAGAAUCUGCUGGCACCCAAACAUGAGAUAGAAGGCAUCCCCCAGAGACAUCUAGUAGUCCAACCCUCUGCAAUGCAGGAAUCUCAACGAAAUCAUCCGUGACAGAUGGCCGUCCAAGCUCUGCUUAGAAACUUCCAACGAAGGAGAGUCCACCACCUCUUGUGGGAGUCUG